Molecule: messenger RNA, 1479 nt
Organism: Ogataea parapolymorpha DL-1
Lineage: Eukaryota; Fungi; Ascomycota; Pichiomycetes; Pichiales; Pichiaceae
Product: Lactose permease
Exons: 1
Coding region: 1-1479 (492 amino acids)
Biological process (GO): transmembrane transport; carbohydrate transport
Cellular component (GO): membrane
Molecular function (GO): carbohydrate:proton symporter activity
Source: RefSeq, a predicted model, not a curated record
AUGUCAAAGAUAAUGGGCACCAAGAACGUCAAUAGUGCCAAGCUCAUGGCCAUCGCACUCGCGUGCGCCAUCAUCAACGGCUGCACCAUGGGUGUGGACCAGAGUAUGAUGACCAACCUUAACAUGAUCGACCAGUAUCUGGAGUUUUUCAACCUGGACUCCAGCAUGGAGGGGCUUUUCUCCGCCGCCAUCAACAUCGGGUCUGUUGUCGGAGGUUUUUUUGCUGCUCAGCUGAUUGAUAUUCGCCGCGUGGGGCGCAAAGGGGGCAUGUUUAUCGCUGCUGUGCUGACGUUUUUGGGCGUGGGUUUGCAGACCGGUGCCCGCAACAGAGCCAUGUUCAUCGUCGGCCGGAUUAUCAUCGGUGUGGCCGUCACCAUCAACGCGGUCAGCGCCCCAACGUAUGUCGCCGAGAUGGUCAAACCGCAGCACCGCGGUUUCUUUGCCGGCCUUUACAUGGCCAGCUGGUACUUAGCGGCAAUAAUCACCACGGGUAUCUCGCUCGGCACUUACACGGAAAAAUCCAGCUGGGCUUGGAGAGGCAUCUCGCUGUGGCAGAUCGCGCCAUCUGUGCUGUGUCUGCCGCUGCUGGCGUUCAUUCCAGAGACUCCGCGGUUCCUCGUGUACACCGACCGCGAAAGCGAGGCCUUACAAAUUCUGAAAAAUUACCACGGCAAUGGCGAGGAGACGCCGCUUGUGGCCCUCGAGUUUGAGGAAAUCAAGCAGGUCUUGCGCUACGAGAAGGAGAACAAGAUCGGCUGGAUGACCAUGCUGCAGACCAGGGGCAACCGCUGGAGACUGUGGAUCAUUUUCUGGAUGGGUGUGGCCUCGCAGCUGACCGGAAGUAAUAUCGUGGGCACUUAUUUGGGCCUGUUCCUGGAAAAUGCCGGCUACACGUCGACGAGACGGCAAAUCGUGCUGAAUCUCGGUCUGCAGAUCUCGAACCUGUUCUUUGCCUCCGCAGGCUCGUAUUUGACCGAGGGUCUUGGCCGUGUGUUCAUCCUGCUGUGGUCCACAGUGCUCAUGGGUGUGUGUUUGUUCAUUAUGGGAGCAGUUCAGAAGUACUACUCGGACGGAACCAACGUCAACGCCACCAACGCCCUAAUUUUCAUGGUGUUCCUGUUCAGCGGCACUUAUUCUUUCAGCUACACGCCGCUGUGCGUGUCGUAUCCCGUGGAAAUUGUCAAUUACAGUAUCCGGACGAAGGGUAUGGCCUUCUCGCAGGUUGUCACGUUCGGAUUCGGCUUCUUCAACCAGUACGUGAUUCCGAUUGCGCUCGACCACAUCUCUUGGAAAUACUACAUGAUCAACGGUGUGUACAAUCUUGCACAGGCGGUGAUUAUCUGGUGGACGUUUGUCGAGGUCAAGGGCCUGACACUGGAGGAGAUCGACAAAAAAUUCGACGGCGAGGUGCACUACCAUCUGGACGACACGAUCACCGAGGUCACGCAGCUCGAGAGACUCGACACGGAGAAAAACUGA